Messenger RNA from Anguilla anguilla (European eel), 3664 nucleotides. It is a transcript of the gene cyp27c1, whose product is annotated as cytochrome P450 27C1. The record is from RefSeq and is a predicted model, not a curated record. Gene Ontology annotation, biological process: C21-steroid hormone biosynthetic process; cortisol metabolic process; cholesterol metabolic process. Lineage: Eukaryota; Metazoa; Chordata; Actinopteri; Anguilliformes; Anguillidae. The coding region runs from base 270 to 1889 and encodes 539 amino acids. The transcript has 9 exons. Gene Ontology annotation, molecular function: monooxygenase activity; heme binding; oxidoreductase activity, acting on paired donors, with incorporation or reduction of molecular oxygen. Gene Ontology annotation, cellular component: mitochondrial inner membrane.
CUACGUUAUGAGACAGAUUUGAAGUCUUUCCAAACCGCCAGACCAUCCCACCUCUCUCCAUUCCGUCACCUCCUGAAAAGUCUGGCUUUAAAUGCAUCGGAGGGAACGCAGCUCAGCCAUCUCCAGCAAUUGCUUCCAGGAUGAGCAGAUCGCGCGCAGACACUCGUGGGCAACUGUGAAGUAGUCGGAACCGAUCGGGACAAACGAAUUUUGGUUUUCGUAGAACAUUCAUCUACACUCUGUCAUAGACAGCUGAGACAGGAUAUAGAAUGGCACUUCUGAAGCAAAUGCGGCAUCUUUACCUCAGGAGACCCUCAGGCAAGGCGGAGAACAGACACUCUCUGCUCUGCGCUCUCGGUUUCCACAAACAUUCUGCAAGCCAGUCUCCACCAACAGUUGAGGAAAAUGUGCUGCCCGGAAACGGUAUUCCUUCGGCAGCAGCAGUCGGACAAGACACUCCAGUAAAGACACUGAAAGAUAUGCCAGGACCAAGCACUGUCAGUAAUAUUAUUGAGUUCUUUUAUAGAGACGGUUUCAGUCGAAUCCACGAAAUACAGCUACAGCACAGUCAGAAGUACGGAAGAAUCUUCAAGUCGCGGUUCGGUCCGCAGCUGGUCGUGUCCAUCGCCGACAGGGAUAUGAUAGCCGAGGUUCUAAGGGCGGAGGGCGUGGCCCCUCAGCGUGCCAACAUGGAGUCAUGGCAGGAGUACCGUGACAAAAGGGGACGUGCCACGGGCCUCAUCUCCGCGGAAGGCGAGGAUUGGCUGAAGAUGCGGAGCGUGCUGAGGCAGCUGAUCAUGCGGCCGCGCGACGUCGCCGUCUUCUCCGACGACAUCAACGGCGUGGUGGCGGACCUGGUGGCCCGGGUCCGAGCGCUGCGCGGCCAGCAGCCCGACGGCCUCACCGUGCUCAACGUCAACGACCUCUUCUUCAACUACGCCAUGGAGGGCAUAUCCGCGAUCCUGUACGAGCGGCGGCUGGGCUGCCUGGAGGAGCAGAUCCCCCGGCUCAGUCAGGAGUACAUCGCCGCCGUGCACCUCAUGUUCAGCUCCUUCAAGACCUCCAUGUACGCCGGGGCCAUUCCCAAAUGGCUGCGCCCGCUCAUCCCCAAACCCUGGAGAGAUUUCUGCCACUCCUGGGACGGCCUCUUCAAAUUCAGUCAGGUCCAUGUGGACAGGAAGUUGUCAGAGAUUCAGGCUCAGCUGGCUGCUGGGCAGGAAGUGAAGGGUGGGCUGCUGACCUACCUUUUGGCAACCAAGGAUUUGACUUUGGAGGAGAUCUAUGCCAACAUGACAGAGAUGCUACUUGCUGGAGUGGAUACGACUUCAUUCACUUUGGCCUGGAGCACCUACCUGCUGGCCCUCCACCCGCAGGUGCAGCAGCAGAUCUACGAGGAGGUGGUGCGCACGCUGGGGCCCGACAAAGUCCCCGUCUCCGAGGACAUCCCCAGCCUGCCCCUCAUCCGAGGCCUGGUGAAGGAGACGCUCAGGCUGUUCCCGGUGCUGCCGGGAAACGGCCGCAUCACGCAGACGGACCUCGUGGUCGGGGGCUACCUCAUCCCUGCAGGGACUCAGCUGGCUCUGUGCCACUACAGCACGUCCCUGGACGAGGACACCUUUCCCGGCGCCACGCAGUUCCAGCCGCAGCGCUGGGUCAGGAGGGACCCCACCGACCACGUGGACAACUUCGGCUCCAUCCCCUUCGGCUACGGCAUCCGCAGCUGCAUCGGCCGGCGGGUCGCCGAGCUGGAGAUGCACCUGGCCCUCACGCAGCUGAUCCAGAAGUUCCGUAUCCAGGUGUCACCGCUGACCCAAGAGGUCCACGCCAAAACCCACGGGCUGCUCACCCCCGGCGGCCCCAUCAACGUCCAGUUUGUGGACCGGCAGUAGGGCCUGCCCUGCUCAACCGCCUCGUAAAGCGCUAGGCCAUCUACCCCUGAUACCCCGCACUGUGGGACAGGGGCAUCACUUUUACCCCUCACUUCAGGACAGGGGCAACAGUUUUACCCCUAAAUGUGGGACAGGGGCAUCACUUUUACCCCUCACUGUGGGACAGAGGUAUCAGUUUUACCCCUCACUGUGGGACAGGGGCAACAGUUUUACCCCUAAAUGUGGGACAGGGGCAUCAGUUUUACCCCUAAAUGUGGGACAGGGGCAUCAGUUUUACCCCUCGCUGUGGGACAGGGGCAUCAGUUUUACCCCUCACUGUGGGACAGAGGUAUCACUUUUACCCCUCACUGUGGGACAGGGGCAACAGUUUUACCCCUAAAUGUGGGACAGGGGCAUCAGUUCUACCCCUAAAUGUGGGACAGGGGCAUCAGUUUUACCCCUCACUGUGGGACAGAGGUAUCACUUUUACCCCUCACUUCAGGACAGGGGCAACAGUCUUACCCCUAAAUGUGGGACAGGGGCAUCAGUUUUACCCCUCACUGUGGGACAGAGGUAUCACUUUUACCCCUCACUGUGGGACAGGGGCAACAGUUUUACCCCUAAAUGUGGGACAGGAGUAUCGGGGUUAGCUAUGUAGGCUGCACUGCAUUGUCCUCCUCAGCCAAUCUCACCCACAGACUGCCUAGCCCCAAAUGAGUGUGCCGAUGACGAUGAUGACGAUGAUGACCCUGAACCAAUCCCAGUGAGGGUCACACUUCAGCCUCCUCGUUCUUCCUUCUCUUCCUUUCGUCUUCACAAAAUAAUCUUAGUUAGAACAAGAGAAACUCUUAGACGUUGUAAAGUGAAGGUGCUCAGGCGCUGAUUGGCAUUGUAGUUGAUGACGAAAGACAAGUCAGAGGAUGUCUGUCAGUUUAACGGGAAAAAGAUCUCCCUCCUCUGACACCGUCCCACAAAGAGGAGCUUUUGGUUCGGUCAAGAUGACAUUCUGUCUGAUAAAUUUAACAGUAAAUGAGUUUUGUAGACACUGUAUGCUUAUAACAAUGACAUUUUGAUAUGUUAAUUAUUAGGAUCACUACGACAUGUCCUUAAGAGGAUGUACUUAAUGAGUAAUCGACUACACCAUCAAUUCCAAAGAUAUUAGGAUAUGUAGUCUCCCAUAUUAUUUUUACAAGAUUUAAAUAUAGACAUAUGUAUUCAGUUUGUGUUUCCUAAAUUUCAUAUUAGAUUUUAUGCAUUGAUCUUCAGAGUACCAAAUAAAUCAAGCUCUUAUUAGUUCAUGUAGUCUUUACAAACACAUAGACACACAAAGAACUCACAGAUAAACGUGUUUUGUUUCAUUUAGUUAAAUUUCUAAUGUAAUAAUUUCUGUUUUGAUCUUUGGUAGAUGUAGAUCCAUUAUAAUUGGCAUGUUAGACACUGGAUUUAUUUAACAAGUCAUUACAGCUGCUCGAAUGUGGGAUAGACCAACUAAUGAAAGACAUUUGGAAAAAUGAACCUGUUAAAGCUCUUAAGAAUAGAACUAUUUAAUGGUGGAGAGUAGGCCUAUGUCUAAAAGUGUGUGCAUGUAAUUAGGAAGGAAAUGCAAACAAAUGUGGCAAAAGCUUUAGCAUGUUGGCUGAAGGAAACUGUUACUCUAAUUUAAUUCACUGUGUCUAAUUUAAUCCAUGUCAUUAAAAAUGAUGACCCCCAGGACUAACCAUGUAUGUUUCACUGAACAGAAGAGUCUGAAUGUUCACAUGUUUAUUUGAAAUUAAAGUGCUUUGUAGGAACUGUGA